Messenger RNA from Macrobrachium nipponense, 1272 nucleotides. Its product is annotated as S-cell enriched with leucine-rich repeat-containing protein slrA-like. The record is from RefSeq and is a predicted model, not a curated record. NCBI's taxonomy places the organism in Eukaryota, Metazoa, Arthropoda, Malacostraca, Decapoda, Palaemonidae. The transcript has 5 exons. The coding region runs from base 166 to 1032 and encodes 288 amino acids.
ACACUGGCCCAGUGUUGCCGAAAGAGCAAUUCGAGUAGGACGCUUUGACUGUGGCACGAGAUUCUGCGGACUGGGAAAAGGUUUUAAUUUGUGUGUCAAGUCUGUAUCUUCUUGUAUGACUGAAGAGUGACGAAUUCAAUCUCUAUAGUGACAGAAAAUUUAAAAAUGAAGUUGAAAUUUGUUGGAGUCGUUCUCUUCAUCUGCAUCUUCUGUGAAGGACGUCUAACGAAGUACCAAGUUGGGCGACUUCCCACGAAUGCGACUCGUCCUAAAACUGUUGAAGGCUUCGACGACACGGGGCCCUCCCGCCACCAUCAGCUGAGUCGGCGAGACAAGGGGUCGAGUUGUCCCCCGUCAGUAGGGUUCUCUACGUUCGGGUUCCUCUCCUUCCUCCUGAUCGCCUUCAACACAGUCAUUAACAUCAUCAACAACAUCAACAACAAUAACAAUAACAAUAAUAAUAACAAUAACAACAAUGAUAACAACAAUAACAAUAAUAAUAACAACAACAAUGAUGGUGGAGGAGGAGGAGGAGGAGGAGGUGCUGGUGGAAGAAGCAUGACGGAAGGUGAUGAUCCUCCGGGUCCUGAUCCGUUAGGGUUCGACGUCUGGGAUUACGACAGCUUCAGCGACUUCCUCCGGAGGUCGAAGAGGGAACUGCAGGAAGAGGAGGAGGAGGGAGAGGUCCUUGUUGACCCCGAAGGCGCUGACGGAGAUGGAAGCUGCUCUUGUGACGGAGAGGAGGAAGACGAAGAGUCUUUACUAGAUGUCUUGCAAGAGAGUGGGCAUGACAUGGCUAUUUGGGCACAUACAGUAUUGUCUCACUACCCACAAUGUGUAUCUAGACUCUUAUGUGAAGGGGCAUCACACAUACCACCUUUGGUGAAGCCGUUCCUCAUGAUGACUCCCUUCAAGACAAGUGAAAUGGCCUCUGUUCUGGAUGGCGAUAACGGGAUGGACUGCGCUCUCAGUUAUCGAAGUUGUCCGCUCUUCUUGGAUGCAGGAAUGCUUCCAGCAACACAGCAGUUUUAAGAGAAAUGAAAAUUUAAAGAUGCACAUCGUAUUUGAGGGGUUUAUGUGCUCCCUGUUGUACAUAACGUAUCUGAAAAUCUAUGGCGCCAGAUUUCAGAGCGUCUCUUUCUUAUUCGGAGAUUAUAAGAAUUUAAUGUUGUGUACCAAGUUCGUAUACUGUAGGUAUAGCUCCUGCCUAAAUCAGUCACGCAUUCCAUUGUUCAAAUUAGCCUACCCAAACAAGCUCAACACUAUUAAUGA